Juglans microcarpa x Juglans regia is the source of this 1357-nucleotide messenger RNA. RefSeq lists its product as uncharacterized. The coding region runs from base 166 to 1263 and encodes 365 amino acids. The record is from RefSeq and is a predicted model, not a curated record. Gene Ontology annotation, cellular component: nucleus. NCBI's taxonomy places the organism in Eukaryota, Viridiplantae, Streptophyta, Magnoliopsida, Fagales, Juglandaceae. Gene Ontology annotation, biological process: regulation of cell cycle. The transcript is spliced from 4 exons.
UUCGACAACAUAACGGCCUAGUGGCGACUAUCUGUAAUAUUACCGAGCCGCUCGGCCAUCAUAAUCCGACGUCGUUCAUUGUUCCUAGAAACCCAGAAAACCCUUCCCUCGCUCUCUCUGCGUCUCAAGACUCUCAACACAGCAGCAAUUGCUCGACAGAAAGAGAUGGGCAAAGCGGAGAAAGAGCGACUGAAGCAAACCCUGAAUUUUCACCUCAAUACCAUACACGAGACCUUCCAGGUGUUGGAUCAAAGCCCGGCUUCUUCUCUUGAGAAAGUGAGCUGGGAGGAGGUUAUAAAGAUAGGCGACCAAGUCUCCAAACAAGCCACGAUGGCUGGAAUGCUUUGGACUGGAGAAAUGCCGGAUGUAAAAGCACUUGAGGAGAACAUGUCAGCAUACUUCAAUACACUACAAGGUUUCCUUCUGCUUUCCCAUGGAAGUAUGGUGGGUGCAGGGCAUACUCUCUCUUCCAGUAUACACGCAUCAGUGAAGCAAGUUGUUGAUUGCAGUUUUAAAUUGUUGAUGGAAUCUGUCUCUUCAUAUGCAGGAUCACGCAAUAAUGUCCAAAAACUCUCAAUCCCACAGUUAGUUGGUGCGGUAUGGGAAGCUUGCACUGCUCUUAAGAAGACCCCCUCCACAAAUAUCACAGCAAUAGGGAGGGCUAUGACACAAGUUGCAGUUUCUCUGAAGGAUGUUCUUCGGGAGAUGAAGGAGCUCAAGUCCGGUUCCUCUGACCAAUCGGAUGAAAUAUAUGAUGAGGCUUCUAACAAAGCAGAUAGUGACCCGCAAGAUGAUGAUGAUAACUCAUGUGAGGAUGAUCUAGGCAAUGACUUGUUGCCUGGAGAGAUGAAAAUUGCCCAAUCAGCAAUUGGAGUUGUGUCUGAUACGCUUGCAGUUAUCAAGGAACUUAUCCGCACGAUCACAGGUUUGCUUAAGAUGGAAAACCCAAACAACACUGAAUUUGUUGAUUGUUUGGAGAAAUUGUUGAAGCUCUGUCAAGGAAUUGGAGCACAGAUUGAUGAGCUCGGAGCUUGUCUUUACCCACCUCAAGAGGUUCCAGCGAUGAAGGCUUCUUUAGAGAAAAUCUCGAGCAUUAUUGAUGAUUUGCUGGUAGAGCUAGAAAGUGUGAAGGGAACUUCACAAGCUUUUCUUCAGGCAUGCGAUGGUUUGAGGAAUUCACUGAGACUAUUCGAAUAUGAACUAGGUUGCUCUGGUACUUCUGAUCUGGAAGCAAAACUGCAGGAUGUCACAUUGAGCAACUAGGAUCCAGAUAUUUAUUCGUACUGUGGUAUAUUGUAAUUACGGAUAAACUCUUAUUUUUGGAAUUUGUAAGGACAUUGAUGUCUGUUUUGUGCUU